Symbiodinium necroappetens is the source of this 1920-nucleotide messenger RNA. The record is from the annotation of a GenBank genome assembly. Lineage: Eukaryota; Dinophyceae; Suessiales; Symbiodiniaceae.
AUGGCGCGCUGGCUGUCGGCGGAAUUCGCAGUGUGGUACUUGGUCAUCGCCUGGGCCUUCUUGGUGAAGCUGCCUCUGGCAGCUGCGGAGCUGGCUGCCAUCUGUGCGGAGGACACCAGGUGCAGCUUCUUUCUUCACAAGACUCGGCUUUGGCCGCAGCAGCAGAUUGACCUCUCAGACAUUCAGUGGCAGGAGUCUUACUGGCUGUUGGAGCUUCGCCAGAUAUGGGACUUUCCCGCAUGUCUGCUUGCAGGCGGCAAAGAGCUGUUGCAAGUCUGUAUCCGUGACCAGCUCCUGCCCCAGGGUGUGGCCUUGCUUGAUGCUCUCCUGCAUGGUGGUCACACGCUGGUGCUUGCAACUCUUGCCUGUGGAUCCUUUGGCAUCGCCAAAGCCUGCGGUGCCUCGAGAGGCGCGCCGGUCGCUGCCUGGGCUUUCGGACUUCUGCUGCUGGCAAUCAAGGCCCUGGAGGUGCCAGUUCCUGUCCUGGAUCCGUGGCUGCGUGGCCUUCCGACCGCCUACGACUGGCAUCAGUCCCUGCACCUCCUUAGCCUCAAGCUCAUCUCUUUCAACAUGGAUUACUUCUGGGCCCUGCAGGACCGCCAGGAGCUGGAGCCAACUCAGGAUCCUGAAGCCCAGAGCCAGGGCCACGUGCUCUCAGAGCUGCAGAAGAGGGAGAAGUCCCGGCCCCUGCACGAGUACAGCAUCUUCAACCUGAUGACUUACUUCCUCUAUUCACCCCUUUGGCUGGCUGGGCCAACGACCACCUUCAAUUCCUUCAUGUCGCAUCUUCACGACAGGCCGCAACAGGCGAUGAGUGCCUGGCAGCUGCUGUUGUAUGCUCUUCGGCUCGCGCUUUGCCUGGGCCUGCUGGAAGCACUGUUGUGCUGCACCCCUGUUUGGGCCAUCGGCCGCUCCUCCACGUACCUGCAGCUGCAUGGGCGUGCUGAUCUCCUUGUGUUUCUGUGCAUCUGGCGCUUUGCACGUCUCUGGGCCCUUUGUGAUGGCAUCGACGUCCCGGAGAAUAUGCGGAGAUGUCAGAUUCGGAACAGUGCUCGCAUCCCUCGAAAGCCCCAAAGCAUCGGGGGUGGGCGGGGGAAGGGGGGUGGGGUGCAGAACGGCCAGAAAACCUUGCACAUCCCCCAUGUCCUGGAGAAGAAGAAAGUCAUGGACUCGAUGAUCUGCAACAACUACUCCCUCUCGGGCUUUUGGCGUGGAUGGCAUUCCAGCUUCAACCUCUGGCUUGUUCGCUACUUGUACAUUCCGCUGGGCGGUCGCAGGUGGCUUUGGGCCAAUGUCUGGGUUGUCUUUGGCUUCGUUGCACUCUGGCAUGAUCUGGAAGCGAAGCUCUUCGCCUGGGGCUUCCUCAACGCGGCCUUCAUGGUCCUCGAGCACUUGGCUUCCGUCGUCUGGCGAAGCAAGGCAGCUGCCUUGCCAGCAGAGGCUUCGAGGUGGUUCAGAGCAGCUGCAGGAGCACUCUACAUCUACGUACUCUUCUUCGUGAAUCUCGUGGGCUAUGCCUUGGGCAUCAGUGGAACUCUUGGGCUUCUGCAUCUUGCCUUUGGCGAUGCCCCAUCCACGGCACUCCCUCUGCUGAUGUGCACGGGCUUGCUGGCGCUCUCAAUGGUGCAGGUGAUGCUUGAGCUGCGGGAGUCCGGCUUCAGCAGACUCGGAAAGGACGCAAAGUGCAGCGCUCCUUGGCACUCAAGGCACAAGAAGGGAGGAUAUGGCGGCUAUGGCUGUGACAGCCAUGUCGGAGAGAAGGGCCGUGUCGAAGCUGCAAUCCAAGACGAAAUCGAAGAUCCCCGAAAUGUCAUCGGCAUUGGCGUCAAGAGUCGCUUCGCCGGGCUCGUGGCCUUACCUUUGGAGGCCAUCGCAUGCUGGAUGAGCCAAUCCUUUUGCAAAUCUGAUUCUGUAUUUUAA